This is a messenger RNA of Phycodurus eques (leafy seadragon), 3367 nucleotides long. RefSeq names its product glypican 6a (gene gpc6a). Gene Ontology annotation, cellular component: synapse; plasma membrane; cell surface. The transcript has 10 exons. Gene Ontology annotation, biological process: regulation of protein localization to membrane; regulation of signal transduction; cell migration. The coding region runs from base 283 to 1983 and encodes 566 amino acids. The record is from RefSeq and is a predicted model, not a curated record. Lineage: Eukaryota; Metazoa; Chordata; Actinopteri; Syngnathiformes; Syngnathidae.
CAGAACAAGUUGCCAUCAUCGUUCAACGCACUCGGAACCAACGGGUGCCUCUGAGUACGAGGGGAAGACAACCCACGGAGCUGACAAUGAGGAGGACGUAUGCCAAGUGACGAAUGAUUUAUUGGCCUUUCAUUUCUUUCUUUAUUUGUUUUCUUUUGUAAAUGAACAUCAAGAUUAUUCCUGGAGACCACUAACAAACAUCCUUUCAAGAGUUCUUUUUCCUUCCCGGUGGAUUUAUCCUUUCUGAGAGACAUCAUCAAGAAUUCCACGCAGUGUUCUGCGAUGUGGAGACGGCAAGUGGUUGUGUGCGCCCUGUGGGUGCUGCUGUCCACGUCUGUCGGCGGUGAGAGCAAAGCUCGGAGCUGCGGCGAAGUUAGACAAGCGUAUCAUGCCAAAGGAUUCAGUCUUGUCGGUGUACCUCAUCAGGAAAUAUCAGGUGAGCACCUGCGUGUCUGUCUUCAGGGAUACACCUGCUGCACAUCUGACAUGGAAGACAAGCUCAACCAGCAAAGCAAACUGGAGUUUGAAAAGUUGGUGGAGGAGCGCAGCCACAACAUGAGGGUGACGUUUGUUUCCAGUCAUAAAAAGUUUGAUGAGUUUUUCUUGGAACUCCUGGACAAUUCAGAGAGGUCUCUGAACAGCAUGUUCUCAAGGACAUUUGGGAAGCUGUACAUGAAAAACUCAGAGGUGUUCCAGGACCUGUUCACAGAGCUAAAGCGUUACUACACAGGGGGCAAUGUCAACCUGGAGGAGAUGCUCAAUGAUUUCUGGUCCAGGCUGCUGGAACGGAUGUUCCAGCUAUUGAACUCCCAGUACCACUUCACAGACGAUUACCUGGAGUGUGUCAGUAAAUACUCAGAUCAACUCAAGCCCUUUGGAGAUGUGCCCAGGAAACUAAAGGCUCAGGUCACCAGGGUCUUGAUUGCCGCACGGACAUUUGUCCAAGGCCUCAUGGUUGGUCGGGAAGUUGCCAACAGGGUUGCCAAGGUGAAUGUUGCGCCCGCAUGUGUCAGAGCCUUGACUAGGAUGCUGUACUGCCCAUACUGCCGAAGCAUGCCAGGGCUCAAGCCCUGCCAAAACUACUGUCAGAAUGUCAUGAGAGGCUGUCUCGCAAACCAGGCUGACCUCGAUCUUGAAUGGAACACUUUUACAGAUGCCAUGUUGCUGGUGGCUGAGAGGCUGCAGGGACCUUUUCACAUUGAAGCAGUCAUUGAGCCAAUUGACCUCAAGAUCUCUGAGGCCAUCAUGACCAUGCAGGACAACAACAAGAUACUGUCAGCAAAGUUUUUCCAAAGUUGUGGUCCACCAAAACCUUCAGGCAUAGGCAGGUCUGCACGUGGCAUUUCGGAUGUGUUUAGUGCUCGUUUCAGACCUUAUACUCCUGACGAAAAGCCAACCACAGCCAUAGAGACAAGCCUGGAUCGACUGAGGGGUGUCUGGAUGACAAUGCAACACAGUGUGACUGACAUCAAAGAGAAAUUGAAACUGUCCAAAAGGUUCUGGUCCAAUCUACCUGAUGGUAUCUGUGCUGAUGGAAAUUUUACAGAGUCUGAUGAGGAGCAGUGUUGGAAUAGCCACACCAAAGCCAGAUAUUUCCCAGAGGUGGUGAAAGCAGGACUAACCAACCAGGUGAACAACCCAGAAGUGAACUUGGACAUCACCAGACCAGACACAUUCAUUCGACAACAAAUAAUGGCUCUGCGUGUGAUGACCAAUAAGCUGAAAAAUGCAUACAAUGGAAAUGAUAUCUACUUCCAAGACUCAAGUGAUGAAGGCAGUAGUUCAGGCAGUGGCAGCGGCUGCUCAGAUGGCUGCACGACUGAGGCUGUUCUUGUGGGAUCCGAAGCUCCUGUGAUCGGAGCCGAUCGAAGUGAUGUACACACAGCAACAGCAGGCAAGACGCUCUGCCAUGGACCGUCACUACUGUUAACGAUGACAACCCUCAUAGCAUCACUCUGCACAAUUCAGCCCAGAUGGAGAUAAUACAUGUGUCGGUUGCUCACUAACUACUAAACUGCUGCGUACAGUAUGUUUAAGCACGUUCUACAGCUGCUCCUUCACCGGACCUCUGGAACCUUCUGGAACACACCCGUGUUGAGUGGCUGCUGAAGUGAGUACAGUGCUACAUCCUUGUCAUCCCCAGAAGAAUGCUUGGUGACCUCAUUAAAACAGCUUUCACCUCUGAAGAAAAAUAGUGGUGUUCGCUCAUUGUUUUGGAAUACAUUUUUAAAAUCAUCACUGGUGACAAUGUGUCUCAUGAUGUUCCUGCCAGUUAUUUCUAGAUAAUGCAGGAAUGUGUUUCUUUCCUUUGUACAACAAUUUUGGGACUGCGUUGAGUUUAUCCUAUUUGUCUUUCGCCCACUUCAUACAAGAGAAAAUGCUUACUGUGUGCAUGCAAGGAAAUAAAGCUCAGAUAUGCUUUUUGGUUAUUCGUUUUAAUGCAGGCUUUACAGCUUUUGGAUAUAAUUAUUUGGACAAGAUUAAACUUCGGUAAAUCUGAGUUUCCAUUCAGAAAUAAAGGUUCUGCUACAGGCGAUUGCUUUCCUUUAACCAUCUUAUACUUGCACAUUUGCUCUUCAUCAUGGAAUCAUGGACUGCACCAAGGGAACGGCUUUGCACAGAUACAUGUUGCUGGCAAGACACUCGAAUUAGAGUACUUCUUUUCCCAGUCAUUGGAAUUUUGGUGUCACGUUAUUCCUAGCUAUAACUGUUAAGUGUUACCUUUGAAGGCACAACAAUGUAACCUUAAUGGUUUAGUUAAAGACUAAGAACAAAUACGUAUUAUUUGUUAAAACAUGUCACAUACAAAACAAAAGACAGAAACAGUAGUAUGCUAUUACACAGUAGUUCAAUUGCCUGGGACCAGCUUGUCAAAAUAUCUGUCCAUGCUAUAUUACUAACUAAUUGGCUAUAUUAUUUGUUUAUAGAAGGUUGUACACCAUACCAAUACUGGCCUCCUUUAGAAAAGUUUGGAGUAUUUACAUAACCAGUUAUGUCUCUGCACAAUAUCCACAAAGCCGUCUCUUUGAAACUAAGACAACUGCAGAGGUUAGAGUGGUAAUCAAAUGACUAGGUCACUCCAUACACUCCUCAGUCUAUCUCUUUCAGACGUUGACCUCAACAUGAUGCUGUAUAAAAGCUUAGGGCCCAUGGCCAGAUUUGUAUACCAAAAAAUCAUUUAUUUGACCUUGGGUCACAAAAAGCUAAGUUCCAAUGUUGCAAGGAUUCCAAUCAAAGGGGGCAAUUGUUCAUGGUACCAGGGCAGGGCAGUCAUUAUGGUGCAGUGUGCUCCUAAAAAUAAAUACCUGAAAGGUGAAUCUCUUUUCUCAGCUGAGACUUUUCCAUAGCCUUUCUCUCUAGCAAAUUA